Messenger RNA from Papaver somniferum (opium poppy), 1338 nucleotides. RefSeq names its product vinorine synthase-like. The transcript is spliced from 2 exons. The record is from RefSeq and is a predicted model, not a curated record. NCBI's taxonomy places the organism in Eukaryota, Viridiplantae, Streptophyta, Magnoliopsida, Ranunculales, Papaveraceae. The coding region runs from base 1 to 1338 and encodes 445 amino acids.
AUGGGAAUGAAAGUUGAAGUAAUCUCAAGAGAAACUAUCAAACCAUCUUCCCUAACACCUUUUAACCUAAAGAACUUAACAAUUUCCUUCUUGGAUCAAAUCACUCCAGCCGUUCCUGUUCCUAUCCUCCUGUUCUACCAUGCGAGCGAUAUUGGCAAAAAUGUGUUGGAACAAUCCAAUGAUUUAAAGAAAUCGUUGUCCGAGGCGUUAACCCAUUUCUACCCGUUAGCCGGAACAAUCGGGAAAGAUAACAAAAUUGUCGAUUGUGAUGAUUAUGGUGUUGAAUAUUUGGAAACUCGAGUCGAUGUUCGUCUCUCUGAAGUCCUCAGCAAACAUCCUGAUGAAGGUUAUAUUAUGAAUCAAUUCAUUCCUACUAACCUCCAUUACAUUACGGAAUUAGGUACAUGCAGAGAUAAUCUAGUUCAACUAGUAAUUCAAGUUAACAUGUUUGAUUGUGGAGGAAUGGUAAUUGGUGUUUCAAUGUUGCAUAAGAUCGCUGAUGCAGCAUCAUUGGGCACAUUUAUUAAUGCUUGGGCAAGAACAAGUGCUCGUCUAGGGAAUAUUGAAGGUAUUCAUAAAGAAAAAGAACCUACCAUUAUUCCUAGUAUUGACGCUGCUUUUCAUUUCCCUCCGAAUGAAGUACCUAGUGUUCUGCCAUUUAAAAUGAACUCAGAAGACAGUGAGAUCAAACUGUUUGCAAGAGCAAACCCGACGAAGGUGGAAUCAGUGACAGCGUUGUUAUGGAAGUGUGCUUCGAAGCUCAAGGGUAAGGCAGAUAAAGUAUUAGAGUCAUCAUCACAAAAUUCAAAACCAUUCAUGUUAUGUAUGGCAGUGAAUUUACGCCAAAGGAUGAUUCCUGCAUUGCCUGACCAUUCUUUUGGGAACUUCAUUGCGCCUGCACUAGUAGGACUAUCGAACAAGCCAGGUGAUAUCGAGUUGCAUAAAUUGGUGGAAACUCUGAGAUCCUCGAUUAGGAAAAUCAAUGGCGACUACAUCAAAUAUGAAUUUCAAGUCAAUUAUGGACUGGUCAGGUCUCUGCAAGAUGUUCAUGAAAGGUUCAACAAAGAAGAAAUGGAAUUACACACCAUUACUAGUUGGUGUAGGUUUCCAUUUUAUGAAAGUGAUUUUGGAUGGGGUAAACCAACAUGGAUAUGUACCGUCAAUGUCAUCGCUAAGAACGUAUGCAUAUUAAUGGAUACAAGCGAUGGGUGUGGAAUAGAAGCAUGGGUUACAUUGGAUGAACAACAAAUGUCCCUACUCGAAUCUGAUUACGAGCUUCGUGAAUUCCUUGUUACACAGACCCCGGCCGUCACAGCAGGCCCCGUCGUUCAAUUUUAA